Messenger RNA from Dermacentor andersoni, 1240 nucleotides. Its product is annotated as vitamin D 25-hydroxylase-like. NCBI's taxonomy places the organism in Eukaryota, Metazoa, Arthropoda, Arachnida, Ixodida, Ixodidae. Gene Ontology annotation, molecular function: iron ion binding; heme binding; oxidoreductase activity, acting on paired donors, with incorporation or reduction of molecular oxygen, reduced flavin or flavoprotein as one donor, and incorporation of one atom of oxygen. Gene Ontology annotation, biological process: xenobiotic metabolic process. Gene Ontology annotation, cellular component: cytoplasm; intracellular membrane-bounded organelle. The record is from RefSeq and is a predicted model, not a curated record.
CCAUGUGGACUUUUUAUUUUGAUUCAAGGGAACAGAUAAAAAAAUACAAACCGCCGUCGACGGAGAACACCGAGCGGGAUUUCAUUGCUCAGUACACCAAGAAGAUUGAAGAGGCCAAAGGCGAGCCCGAUCCAACGUUUCAAUACCGCUACCUGGUCGGAAACGUGAAAGACAUACUCAUGGCGGGCUCGUUCAGCCCGACUUCUACCAUGUACUGGCACUUUCUGAAUUUCGCCGUGAACCAGGAUACUAUUCAGGCUCGUGUGCAGCAAGAAAUCGACGAAGUAAUUGGUCAGCACAGGGAGCCAACGUGGGAAGACAGGAACCGAAUGCCAUACACUCAGGCUUGCCUGUGGGAGAUGGGACGGUGGAAAACCGGAACACCCCUUGGAGUGGCCAGAGAAGCAAGCGACGACAUCGUGGAGGAUGAUAUCUUUAUACCCAAGGGGACCGUCAUUAUUUUCAAUCUUUGGGCUGCACACAAUGACCCCACGUACUGGAAGGAGCCCCAUAGGUUUGACCCAGAUAGAUUUCUUAACGAAGACGGAUCAAUCCUGCAAGAAAAACCUCUGCACCUGAUGCCAUUUUCAGUCGGGCGCAGGUCGUGUCCCGGGAAUACUUUCGCCUCGAUGGAAAUAUUUCUACUUCUGACUUUUGUGCUUCAAAAAUUCCACAUAGCCCUAGAACAACCACUGCAGCAAGACAUAAAUAAUCCGGGCCUGACAUUACGUGAUUUGAAGCAUUUGAAAUUUCGGUUCUUACCACGUCACUAAAUCCAAAACCGUACAUUUACACUUCGCCGCUUGCAAUCUCUUCACACAUAUCUUUCAGUAUGAGCAUGAGGUUUUUGUAAGACGUCGACAUCGCAUGGAGACCACGAUCCGAUACAAAUAAGUUAAAAUUUGGCAAAUCUUUCAUUAAUAUAAAAAGCGUUCCUUUAAACCCCCAGCACGAUAUAAGAAAAAUUAUGAGGUUGCAAUUUGAGCUGCAGGUUUUCAUUUUAGUUCACAAAUGUACCGUAAAUAUUGUUUUUUUUACAAAUGGUCAUGGCGGGGAGAGCUUAAAAAAGGAGACGCAACAAGCAAUGUCUAAAACAAAAUCUAGAGUGUUUCUCACUUGUAACACUUUUCAAAAAGCCUACACAUUUUUCGAAAAUUACGUCACAAAAGAAUAAUCAUUUGCCCAAGCGGAUAUCGUUUGUACGAAGAACUAAAGAAUAAAUUCCGCUAAAUAAACCAAA